Messenger RNA from Diprion similis, 930 nucleotides. RefSeq names its product ubiquitin-conjugating enzyme E2 variant 2 (gene Uev1A). The record is from RefSeq and is a predicted model, not a curated record. NCBI's taxonomy places the organism in Eukaryota, Metazoa, Arthropoda, Insecta, Hymenoptera, Diprionidae. The transcript has 4 exons. Gene Ontology annotation, cellular component: nucleus. Bases 231 to 665 code for a protein of 144 amino acids. Gene Ontology annotation, biological process: protein K63-linked ubiquitination; DNA damage tolerance.
ACCAACGUAAUUAGACAACCUCCCGGAGGUUGCACGAAGUUUUGCGACGUGAGUUUACUUUGAAAUUGAGAGCUUGAUUUUUGUCAGCCGCUGGUAUAGGUAAUGGAAGGUUUUGUCGUGAGAUUAUCCUAAAAAAAGCAAUAUUCGAUAUUACGUGGUUAUAUUGCUAAAAUAUUACUGUACACCGUACGUUAAACGGACAUUUGUUAAACCGUACAAAUUUUGAGAUCAUGGCGGUACCCACGGCCGGUGUUGUUGUCCCUAGAAAUUUCCGCUUACUCGAGGAGCUAGAACAAGGGCAAAAAGGUGUUGGCGAUGGAACUAUUAGUUGGGGUUUAGAGAAUGACGAUGAUAUGACCUUAACACACUGGACUGGAAUGAUAAUUGGACCACCAAGAACACCUUAUGAAAAUAGAAUGUAUAGUUUAAAAAUUGACUGUGGUCAAAGAUAUCCGGACGAUGCGCCUACUGUAAGAUUCUUAAGUCGAAUCAACAUGAACUGUAUUAACAGCACUACUGGCGCGGUUGAUAAUCGUAGUGUACCAGUACUUGCAAAGUGGCAACGAGAAUACACAAUCAAGACUGUACUACAAGAACUCCGACGUCUAAUGACUCUUAAGGAAAACAUGAAACUUUCUCAACCACCGGAAGGCAGUACUUUUUAGCUUAAUCAAGUGCACGCUGUUGUCUCUCCCUUUACCGGUAGUACUAGGCAUGCCUUAUUAAGGUAUAAAAGAGCCCUGCUCUUGGUAACCCGUGGUGAAGUUUAUUCAAAUGGUACAUAUUUGCUUGUAAAGAUGAAAUCAGAUUUGGAUCCUUUUUUUUUUUAAAUUUAAAUUUAAACUAAGUAAUAUUAGUAAUUAUAAUAAUCUUAAUAAUGAUGAUGAUAGCAGUUAUUGUUUUUAGCUAUCGAAUAAACCUUAUCAAUCA